AUGUCGGUCAGGUCCUAUACCCGGCUCUGCAAGCGGCACCUCGCAUGCCUCGAUAAAUCAUCGUUGAGCCGACAUCGGGUGCCGCCCCAAUGGAGGCUUGCGUCCAAAGUUCAGACUGCUGAGUUUGCAUUGGCCACAGAUGCUGUGCACGAUAAGAGACGCUCUCUCAAGGGCGCUGUCAGUCUCACGAUCGAUGGCGAAGACUACAAGUUCCCCCCGGUUCUGYUGCGAGACCUUUGCUCAUGUCCUCUUUGCAUCGACCAGUCCACCCGACAGAAGCUGUUCGCGACUGCAGACAUUCCAUUUCACAUUUCCGCCAAUAACUGCACCGUAGGUCAGGAGACUGCUACCGUUUCCUGGGGGGACGAUGUCCCCGGAUAUGGCCGGGAGCACAAGUCCGAGAUACCGCUCAGCGCACUCCGGAAUAUCAUUCAAUUCGGCAAGCCGGUUGGCCACCGAAUCAUGGAUCAGAAUCUUCCGAGAAGAGUGUUCUGGGACGCGAAGCACUGGGACGCGAAGGGGUACUGGGACGAGAAGGGUUACAUGUAUCGCGACCUGGAUUUUGAUUACGAUUCUUACAUGCAUGAUGAUAGUGUCUUACUCGCCGCCCUUCAAGCGCUUCACACGCAUGGACUCCUUUUCAUUAAAUCCGUUCCGGGAGAUGAGAAGUCUGUGGAGACUCUUGCUGAACGUAUUGGUCCGUUGAAGAGCACGUUCUAUGGCCGAACGUGGGAUGUUCGAUCUGUGCCUCAAGCAAAGAAUGUGGCAUACACCUCGCAGAAUCUAGGCUUCCACAUGGAUCUACUUUACAUGGAGCAGCCUCCUCAUAUUCAGCUGCUCCACUGCAUUCGCUCAUCCUCUGCGGGCGGCGCCAGCCUUUUCACGGACAGCUUUAAGGCAGUUGAAGACCUCUACAGAUCUAAUCCUGAGCAUUUCGAGACCCUCAGCAAGACGAAAGCAGCGUUCCACUACGACCACCCAGGAUCGCACUAUUACCAUCAGUUCCGUUCGGUUAUCGAGCCGAAGCCCAGAAGCAUAGGUCGACGAGAAGUCUCUUCAUACCACGAACUCGAAAGCUUGUCCGCUCAAAAGAUGUUCCAGCCAACCGACUUUGUGUCUGCUGUAGCCUGGUCGCCCCCAUUUCAAGCACCAUUCGCGUUGAACCAAGACGUGUGGCCCAGGCAACGUAGACCCAGCUCCGGCGCUCAACGUUUCAAUGAAAGACUGGGCCGAAACGUACAACAGUGGCACGAAGCUGCGCACGAGUUCAACGGUCUUAUUCAUCGCGGUGAAAAUAUCUACGAACGGUUGAUGAAACCUGGAGAGUGCGUCAUAUUUGACAAUCGGAGGAUUCUGCACGCUCGCAAGGCGUUUGAGGUCGGAGAUUCCGGCAAGGAAAGGUGGCUACGGGGAGCCUACAUUGACAAAGAUCCGUAUUUGAGCAAGCUUAGAGUCUUGAUGGGACAAAACAGAGAGAUGGAGAGUAUAGUAGGCGGCAUUGAAGAUGACAGCGAGACCCCGAUACCCGCUCGGAACAGGGCACCAAAAAUACACAAGGUCAUGCUAAAGGAUUAG
Molecule: messenger RNA, 1575 nt
Organism: Ramularia collo-cygni
Lineage: Eukaryota; Fungi; Ascomycota; Dothideomycetes; Mycosphaerellales; Mycosphaerellaceae
Exons: 1
Coding region: 1-1575 (524 amino acids)
Biological process (GO): carnitine biosynthetic process
Cellular component (GO): mitochondrion
Molecular function (GO): oxidoreductase activity
Source: RefSeq, a predicted model, not a curated record